Laccaria bicolor S238N-H82 is the source of this 890-nucleotide messenger RNA. RefSeq lists its product as uncharacterized. The coding region runs from base 1 to 300 and encodes 99 amino acids. Lineage: Eukaryota; Fungi; Basidiomycota; Agaricomycetes; Agaricales; Hydnangiaceae. The transcript has 2 exons. The record is from RefSeq and is a predicted model, not a curated record.
AUGAUUCGCACAACUUGCCCGCUUGCACCCCUUCGUGCGUCGACUCGCGAAGAAGGUACAACAAGUACCAAGCUCGGUGCGCCCAGCGUGGUUGUUUGGCUAUCCUUUUCCACCGGACCCCAGAGACGCUUGAUAACCUUCUCAUCGACGACCCACUCCGUCCUUUGCGAUGUCUCAAGUCGAGCAAAGAGUAGAAUCAAUGUCGAUCUGGGCCUCGCCCUGACCUCUACCUACUAUUUGAAAUUGCCUCUACGUGGUCAACUGUCUUCUUAUUUCUUCCAGGCGUUUCCACCCUACUAGCCCAAUCCCAUUUCGUAGUACAAGCAAUUAUCAUAUCAAGUCUCUCGUUGAUGUUGGACUCAGGCAUAGAUACUGCAUACAUUCACUUUCCGAUACCAUGUCAUCUUCUAGAUACGCCUUCAUUUCUACUAGAAGAGCCUCUGAAUUCAAAUUAUGUCCCUCGACCGUGGCAGACCUAUCACUAAAGUUCUUGUAUUGACGAUGCGGACCGCGACGCUCGUGUUUUUCAGCCAGGUGGUGGAGUCCACAGCGUGCCAUGGGAGGAUCUCUGUCUAUCGUCAACUUGACGACUCUGCAGCUGGUCCAGGUGCGAUUGGAGCUGUUCAUGACAUCCGACUGUUGACCCGAAUGCAGCGUGCAGUCGUCGCAAUAUUUGGUCAGUCAGCUCUGCUGUCUUCUCUGUCUCGCCAUUCCGCACCUAGGCUCUACAAGCCUCUUACUCGUGCGAAGGACGUCUUCUCGUAGUUGUGCCAAUCGUUCCCUCAUUUCUGCAGACGCCCACUCGAGGUCGCUCACUCGUCCUGCUCCGCCUUCUCCUGCGUGAGGAGAUCAUAGCAUGCCCUCAGAGGACGUAGCUCAGCCACGAAUGC